Entamoeba dispar SAW760 is the source of this 1011-nucleotide messenger RNA. RefSeq lists its product as uncharacterized. The transcript has a single exon. Bases 1 to 1011 code for a protein of 336 amino acids. The record is from RefSeq and is a predicted model, not a curated record. NCBI's taxonomy places the organism in Eukaryota, Evosea, Mastigamoebida, Endamoebidae.
AUGAAUGAAACUGAAAAAUGUGUAAUAAUUAUAAACACACUUCUUUCAUCUAAUCAAUUUAUUGAACCAUAUAAAACAACUUUAGAAGAACAAUACAUUAUUCCUUUAUUAGCAUCUAGGAAUACUGUUGUUAUUGCAUUAUUUAUUAUGUUAAAUCAUUUUAUGGAUGAUUUAAUUGAAUUACUUCCAAUGAUUAUUGAACAAUUUUGGAAUGAUACUAAUCAAAUGAUUCAUUCUAGUUUAUUAGAAACACUUAUUAGAUGUAUUAAUGAAAAUGGGAUAGAAAAAGUUGAAUCAAAAUUAGAAGAUUGUAAUACAAUACAACAUGGUUCAUUUCAAUAUCAAUCAGUUGCUUCAAAUGAAAUUACUGAAAUUUUUCAAUUUCAUUUUGAUCUUUAUGUUGAUUCAAUAAUCCCUCGUUUACUCAGUGAAGAACUUAAUAAACUUAGAUUAUCAAAAAGAAUUAAAAUUAUUAUUAUUAAUGGAGUAAUUGAUAUGAUGAAAAAUGACAUCUUACUUGAUCCAAUUGUAUUAAGUAGAACAAUUAUUAUAAUAUGUAGGGAAAUGCCUGAAUAUUUAGAUGAAUUAAUAAUAUAUUGUCAUUCACGUGAUGAAAUCGUUGAAGAAGCAUUAUUAUCAGCUCUUCUUCAAUUAGUUCAAUCAAAAGAAAUCAAUGAACUUCUUUCAAUUAUCAAAUAUUUUAAUCAAAGAAAAAUUAUUAAAGGAAAACGAAUGUUUAUAGGAAUUAUUGGUGAAUUAAUAAAUGGACAUUCAAAUACAACUAAACUUGUUUUUAUGAAAUUAUUAAAUGAAAUUACAGAAUGGGGAUACGGUUGGGAGUUACUUAGAGGAAUUGGAAGUGUAGUAUUAAAUAGUAUAAAAUUUAAAGGAGAACUUGAAAAAGAACGAAUAAAAUGGUUAUUAAAUGAAGAAGAAACAAGAAAAGAAGAUGUAGAAACAAUUCCUCAAACACAAUUUUCAUUAUUAUAUGAUUCAUUAUUUCAUUUCUAA